AUGGCUCCAGCUGACCCAAAUAUCGUCAGCUGGGAUGGACCUAACGACCCCGCCAACCCACGCAACUGGUCCAAGGCGUACAAGCUGGUGAAUGUCACUCUCGUUAGCCUGUCGGUGCUGUACGUCAACCUGGCCACCACCAUGUUUGCCCCUGGCGCCUCCAUCAUGAAGCAUGAGUUUGGCUACAAGAGCUCAACGGUCGAGAUCCUGACCGUCACCAUCGCGUCACUUGGCUUUGCAAUUGGCCAGCUCUUCGUCUCGCCUUUGUCCGAGGUCUUUGGCCGCAUGCCCAUCUACCGGGCUAGUGCCAUCUUCUACCUAGGCUUCACGGCCGGCUGCUCUCGCAGCACUCAUGUCGCCGAGUUUUUGGUCUUUCGCUUGUGUACCGGUCUGUCCGCCUCAUCGUACAUGUCCACCGGGGGCGGCACCGUUGCCGACCUGCUGGAGAAACAAGAAAGGGGUGUCGCGAUGGCCAUCUUCACUGCAGGUCCCCUCUUCGGCCCAGUUCUAGGCCCAAUAAUCGGAGGAUUCGUCACGGAGAAUCUGAGCUGGCGAUGGACCUUUUACCUAAUCAUGAUGCUGGCCGGUGCAGUCUCUACAGCUUCAUUCCUAACCUUACGUGAAACGAGUGCAGUCGCCAUCCUCAAAACCAAGGCCAAGCGUCUAUCAAAAGAGACAGGGAAUCCCAACCUACGUGCGGCCGGAGACCGACAAAUCCCAGUCCAAACACUCGUGAUGCAUGCCCUCACUCGCCCAAUCAAGUUCCUCUACCAGUCCCCCGUCGUCUUCCUCAUCUCCCUCUACAUCGCCUUCAACUUCGGCGUGACCAUGCUCUUACUGGCCACCUUCCCCUCCAUCUACGAAGAUACCUACCACUGGAGCGUAGGCAUCUCCGGCCUGGCCUACAUCGGCGUCGGCGUCGGCUGCGCCAUCGGAGUCUUCAUUUUCGCCAAAUUCAGCGAUCGCCUAGUAAAGCCCAAUGGCAGCACCUACCGCCCCGAACGACGUCUCAUCCUAAUGAUGUUCGUCUCUCCACUCUUCCCCAUCGGUCUAUUCAUCUACGGCUGGACCGCCAAAUACCGCACGCCAUGGAUCGCACCCAUCAUUGGCACCGCCGUCUGCGGGCCAGGUGCGGUAGUCAUCAGCUCAUCGGCACAGACGUACAUGAUCGACGUCUUCGGGCCUCAAACCGCGGCAUCGGCCCUGAGCGCCAUCACCCUGCUACGCAAUCUGACAGGUGCUUUUCUGCCCCUGGCUGCUCCGUCUUUGUAUGGCCAUCUGGGCCUAGGCUGGGGAAAUAGUGUGUUGGCAUUUAUCACCAUCGGAUUUAUUCCGAUUCCGUUCUUGUUCUACCGCUAUGGCGAGCGGUUGCGGGAAAGGUUUCCGGUUAACCUGUGA
Messenger RNA from Aspergillus sclerotioniger CBS 115572, 1398 nucleotides. RefSeq names its product MFS transporter. Gene Ontology annotation, molecular function: transmembrane transporter activity. The record is from RefSeq and is a predicted model, not a curated record. Gene Ontology annotation, biological process: transmembrane transport. Lineage: Eukaryota; Fungi; Ascomycota; Eurotiomycetes; Eurotiales; Aspergillaceae. Bases 1 to 1398 code for a protein of 465 amino acids. The transcript is spliced from 2 exons.